Clonostachys rhizophaga is the source of this 1800-nucleotide messenger RNA. The record is from the annotation of a GenBank genome assembly. Lineage: Eukaryota; Fungi; Ascomycota; Sordariomycetes; Hypocreales; Bionectriaceae.
AUGACUUCCAUCAGCGCCGAGAGCGAGCCGGAUCGGCCGAAGCAGGAAAAUGGCAAGUCCGUUGGUGUUGUCCAGUCGGACAUGCUCAAGCGAGCAGGCAAGAAAUGGGUCAUCACAGCGUUUGUCGGUAUCUAUAUCUUUACUUUUAUCGACACUUUCAACAAGUACUCGACGAGCACUUACAGUGCGUAUGCGACAAGUUCGUUCAAGGGGCACUCUCUCCUGAGUGCCUCCCGUGUGGUUGAGACAAUUGCUGGGUUGCUCGCCUAUCCGAUAAUUGCUCGUCUCUCUGACAUGUUUGGCCGCUUUGAGCUCUUCACGUUCUCUAUCUUUCUUUCCAUCCUGUCCUUGGUCUUGCUUGCAGCAUGUACCAAUAUUGAAACCUAUUUUGUCGGAGGUCUCUUCGAUUCCAUUGGAAGUGUAGGAUUCGGCAUCACCCAGCAAAUUUUCAUUGCCGAUUUGACGGGUCUUCGAAACAGAGGCAUCUGGCUUUCUCUCCCAGAAACCCUCAGCGCUAUUCCCACUCUUUAUCUCGGUACCAUUGUCGCCCAGGCUUUCCUUGAUCAUUCCACCUGGCGCUGGGGUUAUGGAAUGUGGGCCAUCGUCACGCCAGUCCUUGCCAUCCCGCUGCUUGGCACGCUCUUGGUCCGGAAACUCAAGGACAGGAAAGUAUUAGACGUCAAGGAAGCGACCGCCCCCAAGGUUCUCCGCAACGUGCGUGGAGAUGACGCCCUCUGGCGAAAGCUCUACGUCGUGAUCUGGCACGAGCUUGAUUUACUCGGAUGCCUCUUGCUCAUUGCCGGCCUUUCUCUCAUCUUGGUCCCUGUAUCUCUCACGGGUUCCCAAAACAGUGCAGCAUGGGGCAAGGGCAAUUUCAUUGCAAUGGUUGUGGUGGGGGCCGUUUUGUUCGUGUCCUUCUUCGUCUGGGAUGCUCGGUUUGCCAAGGUGCCUUUCAUUCCCUUCCGUCUGGUGAAGCACAAGACCAUCAUUGCGGCCUGCGUCAUGUCCUGCUUCGACUUCAUGCACUACUCUCUCUUCGCGGUGUUCUUCCCAAGUUACCUUCAGGUCGCUGGCCAUUACUCGGCCGGUCACUCGACCAGAAUCGAUAAUUCCCUUCGAGUUGCCUUCCAGAUUUCCUCUAUGGUCGGCGCCAUUGGCAUGCGCUACACUAAGAGAGCCAAGCUCUGGGUUCUGGUUGGUGUGCCCAUGUGUCUCCUAGGACAAGGUCUGCAAAUCUACCUCGUCAAUAUUGACGGAACACGGAGUGCCAACGAGGCCUCCUUCGUCACGGCAAAGGCUCUUGUCGGUGUCGGCAGAGGCUUCUACCAAACAGCUGCCCAAGUUGCCGUCCAGGCGGUUGUAGAGCGAGAUGAGGUCGCUAUUGCAACAGCUGUGUUCUUCGCCAGCAUGAAUCUGGGAGGAGCCAUCGGCACGAGUAUUUCCGGGGCCAUCUGGAGAUCCAACCUUCUGCCGAAAUUGACCUCCUACCUGCCAGAAAAAUCCAAGGCGCAGGCAACAAAGAUCUUUGGCUCGAUUGUCGUAGCGCAGAAGUACGCAGCAGGUACAGACGAGCGCGCUGCUAUUGAUCAAGCCUAUCGCGAGACGCAGAAGCUCUUGGCCAUUGCGUCAACGUGUGUGCUGAUACCCAUGCUCGUUGCCAUGUGGUUCAUCAAGAAUGUGGAUCUAGCCGCUAACGAGAAGGAGGAGGAGGAGCAUGAGCGCCAGCAGCGGGAGCGUGAAGAAAGCGAGGAGAGAAGCCAUGCAACAGAGAAGGUUGUGGCUGGACCUGAUAAGGUCUAG